AUGAGUUAUUUAUUAGAUGAUAAAAAAUUGGUAUUAAAAAAUUUGAUAUCGAAAAAUGAGGCCAUAAAGAGAGAAAAUAUUCAUAUAGAACUUGAAAAUAAAGCCUUUUUAUGUCUAAUUGAAAAAUAUGGAGAGAAAAAAAAAAUAUUAAAAGUUAUAGAAUAUAUACAUUAUGUUUGUACAAUGUUAUAUAAAAAUGAAGAGGAUUUAAAUUUUAUAAAUAAUGAUGAUAAUUUUUUAAAAACCCUCGAAAAAUUAAUAAAUAAUUCUAUAUUAAGACCAAAAAUAAUUUGUAAAAAUAUCUUAGAAAGUAAUAAGGACCCAUUAUUGGAUAAUUCUGUAGCUUUAGAUUCUCAUCAUCAUUUUGAAAAAACAACAAUUCAGCCAGGUCAGGAAAAAGGCCAACCAGAUCAGGAAAAAGGCCAUGCGAAGAACCCAAUAUAUGAUGUAAAUAUUAAUGAUAUAAUUUCUUUAAAAAGCAAAAUAAAUAAUCAUGCUGAAAAUGCUGAAAAUGUUGAUAAUGCUGAAAAUGAUGAAAAUGCUGAAAAUGCUGAAAAUGUUGAUAAAUUAUCUAAGGAUUCCAAAGAAAAUAUAAAAGCUGUAGAUGUAGAUUCUUUGAAUCGAGACAAAGAAAAUGAGGUGGAAACAAAGGAAGACAUUUAUUUGAGGAAAGAAAAAAACAUUUGUUUGCAUUGGAGUGAAGAGAGUUCUACUGAUAAUUUUGUUUAUAGUGAAGAAAGAGAUAUUUCCCCAAAAAAUAAUAUAACAGAGUUAAACUUGAUGGGAAAGCAACAACUGAUAUUUAAUGAAAUCGAAAAGAUAAAAAGUGAAAUAAAAGAAUUAACUUUAUAUUUAGAAAAUACGAAAAUUAUUGUAAAUUCAGUAAUAUGUCAAUGUAAAAUAUUUUUAUUUGAUAUAAAUGAUGAGAUAAAAAAUUAUAAAAAUAUGAAAGAAAAUAUAAAAAAAAAUAAUUUUUUACUAAAAAAAUUAAAUACUAUAAAUGAAUUUUAUAAUAAUAUAAUGAAUAAACAAAAAAAAAAAAUUGAAGAAUCUCAAAAAACUAAUAAUACUUUAAUUAAUUUAUAUAAAAAAAAAUUUAUAAAUAUUAAAUAUAUUUUAUCAAAUAACAAAGACAUAAAUACUGUUGAUUUUUUAUAUUUACAUGUCUUAAUUCGAAAUAAAAAAAUUAAUUAUGAUCAUCUUAUGCGAACUCAUGAAAAUGAUUAUGCUCAUCUCAGAAAGUUGAUUAAUGAUAUUAAUGCAAUAGAUAACGAGUUAUCCGAAAAUGAAAAAAAGGAAAAAGAAAUUUUAGCAAAUUUAGAAAAAAACAAUGCUAUAUUGACCGAGAUGGAUUUAUUAAUUAUAAGUCUCACAAAUAAAAUUAACAAAAUAAAUAAAAGUUCAAAUAAAAUAAAUAAUUAUGAGCAUAUAGAUGCUGCUGGGAACUUUUCAGUCAUUGGAUUCAUAAAUCUAAACAAAGAAAUUCUAUCUGUGGAAAAGAAGAUAAAAUGUUAUCAAAGAAAAAUUGAAAAUAUAAAGAAUGUGGAAUCAAGUUACAAAGGAAAAGACAUUUUAUAA
Messenger RNA from Plasmodium yoelii, 1578 nucleotides. Its product is annotated as conserved Plasmodium protein, unknown function. The record is from RefSeq and is a predicted model, not a curated record. The coding region runs from base 1 to 1578 and encodes 525 amino acids. The transcript is spliced from 7 exons. Lineage: Eukaryota; Apicomplexa; Aconoidasida; Haemosporida; Plasmodiidae.